AUGCAUCCGGCAAACGAAGACAAAACUGCCUUCAUGGGAGUAAGGGCCAAUUUUUGCUAUCGAGUGAUGCCCUUUGGUAUAAAAAAUGCUGGGACCACUUAUCAGAGAAUGAUGGACAGGAUACUCCAACCUCUACUAGGUCAAAAUGUAGAAUCUUACGUAGACGACAUGGUAGUCACUUCCUCAGGAAACGACGUUCAUGCCCUUGACAUACAAGAACUUUUUGACACCAUCAACAAGUACCAAUUGAAGCUAAACCCAGAGAAAUGUGUGUUCGGGGUUAAGGCAGGAAAAUUCCUAGGUUUUAUGUUGACAGAACGAGGUAUUGAAGCUAACCCAGAUAAAUGUCAGGCAAUCAUCAAUAUGAAGAGCCCGAGUUGCAUGAAGGAAGUUCAGCAACUAAUUGGAAGGAUGGCUGCCCUGUCCAGGUUCCUUGCCUGUAGCGGGGACAAAGGUCACCCCUAUUUUCAGUGCCUAAAGAAGAACGAAAGAUUCCAGUGGACAUCAGAGUGUGAAGAUUCCUUUCUCCGGCUCAAGGAAUACCUAAGCCAACCACCGGACCGAGAAGAUAGACAAUACCCAGUCUACUUUGUUAGUCGAUUGCUACACGGCGCAGAGAAACAGUAUCCAACCCUCGAAAAAGCGGCCCUAGCUGUCGUCACUUCUGCCAGGAAACUCAGACAUUACUUCCAGAGUUUCAGUAUCCAAAUAAAAACUGAUCUCCCCGUGAAGCAAAUUCUCAAGCGGCCAGACAUGACGGGGCGUUUGGUGAAAUGGGCCAUAGAGCUAGCAGAGUACGACAUAAACUACGAGCCGCGAGGACCGAUCAAAGCCCAAGCAUUGGUCGACUUCUUGGCUGAGCUCACCUUGCCUACACCACUAAACUCGGACCAGGCUCCCAUCAACUCAACCCCACCUGAAUGGAUCCUAUCCGUCGACGGUGCAUCAAAUCAAAAGGGAAGCGGAGCAGAAGUCGUCCUCGAGGGACCAGGAGGAAUCCUAAUUGAGCAAUCCCUGAGAUUUUCGUUCAAAGCCAGUAAUAACCAGGCCGAGUACGAAGCUCUGAUUGCAGGCAUGCUACUAGCUAAGGAGAUCGGAGCGAAGAAACUGUCAGCUCGGAGUGACUCGCUAUUAGUCACAGGUCAAUUCAACGGUGAGUUCUCAGCAAAGGAUCCUCAAUUAGCAAAGUACUUAGAGUAUGUAAAAUUGUUAGUAAAGACUUUCAGGGUUUUUCGUCUAGAUCAUGUUCCCCGACAAGACAAUAGUAGAGCAGACCUUUUAUCCAAACUCGCCAGUUUCACCAAACCUGGCCAGCACAGGUCGGUGAUCAAGGAAACACUCACUUUGCCCAGAGUGGAUUCAUCCAGCGAAAUCAGAAUAAUGAGCUUGAAUAGGAUCUCUCAAUCUGAAUCGUGGAUAAAUCCUAUUAGAUCCUACAUAGCUGAUGGAACCUUGCCUGAUAAUGCGGAGGAAGCGCAACGCGUGAAGAGAAGCUCAUCCCAUUACACCCUCGUGGAUGGGCACCUCUUUCGUUUAGGAUUCUCAAGACCAAUACUAACAUGUGUGGAGAACGCAGAAGCUCGAAGGAUCAUGUCCGAGCUACACGAAGGGAUCUGCGACAGCCAUAUUGGAGGACGAGCCCUGCUGCUAAGAAUCCUCCGAGCUGUGGAAUACCUAACGAAAUGGAUAGAAGCAGAGCCAGUAGCCACCAUCGCUGCAUCAGGAGUAGAGAAGUUUAUAUGGAAGAACCUCGUAUGUCGAUUUGGUGUACCUCGUCGUCUCAUAUCCGACAAUGGAACUCAAUUCUCCAGCUCUCAAGUGCGACGCACAUGCCAGAAAUUGGGAAUUACCCAACGUUUUUCUUCCAUAGAACAUCCACAGACUAAUGGUCAAGCGAAGGCAGCUAAUAAGGUAAUACUCAAAGCUCUCAAGAGAAGGGUUUUAGCAAGUAAAUCUCCCUGUCCCGAGGAAAUCCCCAGAAUCCUAUGGGCCUACCACACGACACCACAGUCAACCACACAUGAAACCCCAUUUAGCCUGGUAUAUGGAACGGAUGCACUACUGCCAAUUGAAAUUGGGAGUCCAGCAGAAGGCAGAAGAGAAAUAACGCCGGAGUCAAAUGAACAAGGAAUACGAGCAAACUUGGACACUUUGGAAGAGGUUCGAGAGCUAGCAAGGAUUACUGGAGAAGCUACGAAACAACGCGUAGAACGGAAAUAUCGAACCAAGGUAAUUCCCCGGGACUUCAAAGUUAAUGACCUCGUCCUGAGAAGAGCACAUCUGACCGAGGUCGAACACAAAUUGUCGCCUAAGUGGAUCGGACCUUUUCGGAUAAAAGAAGUCCUGCAUGGAGGAGCAUACAAAGUAGAAACAUUGGAUGAAGCCGCCAUUCCUAGGACAUGGAACGCUUCAAACCUGCGUUUUUACUUUAGUUAG
Molecule: messenger RNA, 2436 nt
Organism: Vigna unguiculata (cowpea)
Lineage: Eukaryota; Viridiplantae; Streptophyta; Magnoliopsida; Fabales; Fabaceae
Source: RefSeq, a predicted model, not a curated record